Molecule: messenger RNA, 966 nt
Organism: Aspergillus costaricaensis CBS 115574
Lineage: Eukaryota; Fungi; Ascomycota; Eurotiomycetes; Eurotiales; Aspergillaceae
Product: alpha/beta hydrolase
Exons: 2
Coding region: 70-852 (260 amino acids)
Source: RefSeq, a predicted model, not a curated record
CCCUACUACUACUUACUCACCUCAAUAACCCCCUUUCCAAUCCCUCAUAUAAUUACUUCACUCAACAUCAUGACCAUCCCCACCGACAAAAAGAAGCCCGCCCUCGUCGUCGUACCCGGCGCCUCCCAAAACCCAGCCCAUUACGCCCACCUCCUACACCUCCUCCAAUCCGCCGGCUACGGAGCCUUCACUGGCCUCCUCCCCAGCAUUGGCGCCCAAGGACAGGUCACGGCGGCCGACGACACCGACUACGUGCGCAACCGACUGAUCCUCCCUCUCCUGGACGUCGGCAACCAAGAUGUGAUCCUGAUCAGCCACUCGUAUAGUGGAAUGCCUGCUAGCGCGGCGGCGCGCGGACUCGGACCCGCCGACCGUGCCGCCCAGGGCAAGUCCACUUCUGUGCUUGGCCAGAUCUUCAUCGCGACCAUUCUGCCUCGUGGUGGUGAUGGGUUGAGUGUUAUUGAUUCUUUUGGUGGAAAUUUGCCCCCGCAUAUGUAUAUGGAUAAAGAGCAAAACCUCCUCAAAUGCGACGAGCCCAAGCCCCCUCUCUUCUACGACGUUGAACCCACCCUUGCCGACGCGGCUUGCCAGACUUCCCUCAGUCAGGGCUUGACUUCUUUCUCGAGUCCCUGUCCUGAGGCGAGCUGGGGCUCUGAGGCCUUCAAGGAUAGAAUCGCUUACAUCCACACCACUGAGGAUCGCGCGGUGCCUUACCCGGCCCAGACGGCUAUGGUUCAGGCUACGGGUGCUAAGUGGAUUACCAGGGAAUUGGCUACGGGUCACAGUGCGCAAUUGUCUGCUCCGGAGGAGUUGACGAAGACUAUUUUGGAGUUGGUGAAGCAGUGGGAGUAGAUAGAUAUAUUUGUGAAAAAACGGGUGUGUAUUGAGCUGCUUGCAAUGUUGUUUCAGAAUGUAAGAGAAUUCGCCAAGGUUACUUAAUCCAAUAUAUGUGGCUUUAAUAUUGGG